Pocillopora meandrina is the source of this 2895-nucleotide messenger RNA. NCBI's taxonomy places the organism in Eukaryota, Metazoa, Cnidaria, Anthozoa, Scleractinia, Pocilloporidae. The record is from the annotation of a GenBank genome assembly.
AUGGCCUUAUCUGUUUCGAGGUCUUCCUUUAAGAACAAUGAAGGGAGCUCAAUUUCGAUGAAAGCGCCGAAUUCAAAUGGAGGAAACAUAACCAUUGUGGACACUUUGAUUGCUAACAAUUUGAAGCGAUCGACAACAGGCUUGUCAAUUAGUCCUAAAUACCUACUUAAACUUGUGAACGUGUCAAUAGUGCAAGCUCAUUAUGGACUGAAAAUGAUCGCACUAGCUGAUCCUAGGCGAGAAGUCUACCCAGUUAAUAUCGCUGUCUAUAAUUGCACUUUUAAAGAUAAUACCUAUGAUAUGCUAUUCAGUCUGCGUGACCCCCGAUCGGUUCGUCUCAUGAUUCAGAACACAGUCUUUACUAGCAAUGAGACGUGGAAAAGAAGCUAUGCCAUACGCUUUCACAUUCCACCUCUGAAAAAGCUGAAUACUUCUCAGGCGGUUAUCGGCCUGGAAAACAAUACUUUUGAGUUCAGGCCAUCCACUAACUUUGCUCUUUUCUUCCAUGGUAAUAAAACGUUGUGGAUAAGACGGUCCACCUUUAGAAACUGUGUCUGCCUCUAUCGCGAAAAGUGGGCAGUGCCAAGGAGCGGUUCAUCUGACUCCUAUUUCUAUGAGACAGCUACUGGCGCAUUAUCAAUUAUCACGAGCCCUGAUACACCAUCAAAAUCCGGUUGUGUUCAACCGAAUACCAGAGACGAUACUCACCCAUUGUGGACGUAUCACAGUGACGUGAUAAUUGAAAAUACCAUAUUUCAAGAUAAUACGGGUAUCAUGGCUGGUGCAGUAUCAAUCAAUAACGGAAACAUCACGUUUCAAAAUUGUGUCUUCCGAGACAAUUUUGGUAUUGAACUAGCAGGUCAUGUUUAUUCUGCAUAUGGAACGGGUCAAGUGCUUUUUAAAAACUGCUUCUUCGUCAGAACAAAAGAAAGUUUGAAACUGAGAAAUGGCACGUUCUCUAAAGCAACACUCUUGUAUUCUGAAAGUGGAGGGCCAAUGAGAUUUCAAAACACAUCCAUGACUUCAUUUGUUUCUACGUGGAGUCCAUAUCCAGUGCUUCAUAUUUCUAGCGGAGGAUACUUUUCUAUGGACCACAAUACAACCAUUCAGUGCAACAAAGGAAGUCAGCUCUGGCUUGAAAAUACCACUCAUUUUUCUUCAGCUGAAAACAUGAAGAAUUUUUGCAAGCUUAAUGUUACCAGCCUAAAAUUUACGUGUUGGACUUGUGCCGCUGGUCAUUACAGCAUCCGAGAAGGGCGUUCACGUGGUUUAGAUGUGGUAGACAAGAUUACGUGUUACAAAUGUCCAUUUGGGGCCAGUUGCCAAACUGGAAUCAUAACUGCAGACGAAAAUUUCUGGGGAUAUCAAAGCACCAAAAGACCGCCAGAGCUCGCGUUUAUUCCUUGCCCCGACAGUUAUUGUCGAAGUCCAGCUACCGGUUCUUCGGAAUAUAACGAAUGCGUUGGAAACAGAACAAGCAUUUUAUGCGGCACCUGUGCUCCAGGAUAUAGUGAGACUCUUCUUUCUACCGAUUGUCUGGCCAAUGAAAAGUGCAGUAACAGCGUGUACUGGUUGAUUAUAAUACUGGCCACAACUAGCCUGGCUACAUAUCUUUUAAUCAAACCACCAAUUUUCACAUUUCUCAAAAAGCAAAUAUUAUGGUUUAGGAAUCAGGAACAUGGGAUAGCAAAGGAAGAUUUAGGUGACGUCUGUGAGCACCUGGACAGCGGUCAUCUUAAAAUUGUCUUUUAUUUCUAUCAAGCUGCCGAGGUACUGACUGUUAGUUCCACCGACGACUUGCUCCAUAAAAUAAAUUUUAUGUCUGUGAUCAUAGCAGGUUUCAAUUUUCAAUUUCGCAUAUUUAAGGAAAAAGCGGGAUGUCCUUUCGUUGGCCUUACAGCAGUGACCAAGGAGUUGAUGCUGUCUGGAACAGUUUUUGCCACCAUGGCAGAAGUUUUUAUCAUCUACUGGUUGCAUUUUGGUUUCAACAUUUUACGACGUAAGGCAGUCCCUUCUCCUCAACGAUACAUAGCGACAAUCAUAGAGAUAAUGCUGCUUGGAUACGAACGGUUAGCAGAAACAUCUUUGAAGCUUUUACGAUGCGUUCCUAUAGGUUCCGAAAAUCGUCUUUACCUCGACGGAAGUGUUACAUGUUGGCAAUGGUGGCAAUAUGCACUACUGGCAUACGUUAUAGUAUUCGUGGUCCCUUUCUUCUUUGUUCUUUACUUCGGUUCUUUUAAACUUUAUCGGGGACUGGUUUCGACUGGCGAGUUCCUGGGAGCAUGCAUUAUGCCACUGCCUUUCCUGGUAUACUGGCUCAUAAGACACAAAAUGAGGCCGAACACCGAUUCAUCGCUAGUAAGAGGGAAGCCUGAGAACGAACCUGUGUUGGAAGUACUACAAGGACCAUUUCGCCCGCCAAAUGAUGACGAUAGUGGAACUUUAUACUGGGAGAGUGUUUUGAUUGGCCGCCGUUUAAUCCUCCUUGCUUGCCGUGCGUUUAUUGAAGAUGCAAUGUUGUGCUCAGUCCUCAUGGCUGCUCUUUGUGUUGUCAACCUCCUCCACCAUCUGCGCAAGAACCCUUACCACAGCACCAUCACUAACAGCACCGAGACAGUAUCCCUUUUUGCAUUGGUUAUUAUUUCGCUAAUCAACAUUCCAAAGGCGACUCUUAUCUCGUUUAGCACAAGCCGUCACGGGCCGAGCAUACGGUAUUUACAAGCCAUGGAAUGGAUUGAGAUCUGUGCUCUGUUUUUCUUCCCAUUGUGGUUUUGCGUGUGUGUAGCUCUCGCCAUCAUUUCUCAGCUCUUUCGUUUUAUUGCACCUACAGCCAUACAAAUAUAUCGUUACCUAAGGCGAUGUCAUACAACGACCUGGAGUACAAUAGAUAUGAGA